AACGGUUAGACUGCUUGCAGUAGACGUUACGUCGCACCGCCUUCCUCCAAAGAGACAAACAAUUAAGCAGCUCUAGCUUAUAGUAAUACUUGCUUUUUGUGUAUUUACCGUAGUUUAAAUUCUAUAUAGGCUAACCCAAAUGCUUUUAUGUACAUAAUGUCUGAGGAGCAACGCUUCAUCUCGAUAAUGACAAGUUCUUAACCAAAGCAGUCACGAUUCACUAAAGCAAUGAAUUGGCCGGCUUUAAUAACCGUCCUAUUGGCUCUCAACCUUGGUGACCUCAUCUUCGGCCCUAGCCUAUGCAACGCCUCUCCGAAGUUUCAGAAAAAUGCCUGCCGGAUACGAAGAGACGUAGCCGACUGCAGACACCUCAAACUCGAAGAGAUCCCCCCCGACCUCCCCGGUAAUAUUACCGGUCUUGAUGUCUCCCAUAAUAGACUCGGGGCGUUAAGCUCCGUGUCACUGGCCCCUUACCCAGGGCUCGUGCGCCUGGACCUGGGCUUCAACAACUUAAAAAAACUGGAGGAGAGCCUGUGCCAAACCUUACCCUUGCUAAGGACGCUUAACGUGCAGCACAACCAGGUGCAUCAGUUGAUGGAGAAGGACUUUAGCCACUGCCUCAAUCUGACGGAGCUUAACCUGGCUGGAAACAGGCUGAAGCUCCAUGGGGAGUCCUUCGCUGCUCUACAGAGUGUGACACUGCUGGAUUUGUCUAAUAAUGACCUGAAGACAGCCAAGUUGGGCAUCCAACCUCAACUUUCAAGUCUGGAGACUCUCAUCUUGUCGAGCAAUGCCAUAUCAACCAUUGAACUGAACGACUUCAAUUUUUUAACAAAUUCAUCUUCCCUACGAGUACUCAACCUGUCUUAUCAAAAAACCCAUAUAACGUUUAAGUCUGGUUGCCUGAAGCCCAUUGCUGGCAUACAUGAGCUAGUCAUGGAUGGGAACAAACUUAGCACUGCGCUCACAUCUAAACUCUGCACAGAGCUCUCUGGGACAGCAAUCCGCAAUAUUUCCCUCCGGUACACAGGAUUAGUCACGCUUGCCAAAACAACCUUCAAAGGCCUGGUGAAGACCCAACUAAUUUCACUGGAUCUUUCCCACAAUGGCAUGACUAAGAUCGACAAUGGCUCUUUUCAGUGGCUGCCUGUUUUGGAAGUUCUUUCUCUAGAACAGAACAACCUCAAGCGCCUGACAAGUAACACUUUCAAGGGACUAGGGAAUCUGACACGCCUGAACCUGAAAAACGCGCUAUUGAAGACGUCCUCUAACCCAAUUAUUGACGACUUUUCCUUCCAGCCAUUACGAGCGCUGGAGAUCCUGAUCAUGCAGUAUACAGCCUUUCGAGACAUCUCAACCCACACCUUUGCAGGUUUGAUAAGUCUCCGCCAACUCCACCUGGGCUCAGCCAAAUGCAUCGCCCUAAAACGCAUCACCAACCAGACCUUUGUGUCACUGGCAGCUUCCCCGCUUCAGACACUAAACCUCUCCGACACAAAGAUCUCCAGUCUAGACCCAGGUGCCUUCUACAGCUUGGGCAACCUCACAAUUCUUCGACUGGGCUUCAACUCCAUUUCUCAGACCCUGACGGGGAAAGAAUUCCAGGGUUUGGGCAAGCUGCAAGAAAUCUACCUUUCCAACAACAACCAAAAAAUCACCCUCAGCCCCACAUCCUUUGCUUACGUGCCCACUCUCAUAACUCUGCUGAUGGGGAAAGUUCUGAUAGGCAGCCUGGAUUUGGAGCCCUCUCCAUUCAAGCCUCUGUCCAACCUCAGCAUCCUGGACCUCAGCAACAACAACAUUGCCAAAAUCAGCAGAGGCAUUUUCGAUGGACUGGAGAAUCUAAAAGUGCUGAAGCUACAGCACAACAAUUUGGCUCAGGCUUGGACAAGUUUCAACCCAAGGGGGCCGGUAAUGUUUCUUAAGGGGCUCUGCAACCUAGUCGCCCUGGAGAUGGACUCCAAUGGUCUGGAUGAGAUCCCCUUGGAAGCCCUUCGUGGACUGCCAAACCUUCAAGAGCUCAGUCUCAGCGGGAAUGUCCUUAAACACUUCAAGGACUCAGUCUUCGACCACUUGAGCUCACUCCGUGUGCUUCGGCUCCAGAAGAAUGAGAUCACAUCGGUGAGGAAGGAGGUGUUUGGGGCUGUUCUGGCCAACCUCAGCCAGCUGGUCAUGAAUACGAACCCGUUCGACUGCACUUGUGACAGCAUUCUGUGGUUCGCAACAUGGCUUAACAGAACCAAUGCCAGUGUACCGGGACUCAGGGAUGAGUACAUAUGCAAUACGCCACUGUCCUACUAUAACCACUCAGUUCUGGAGUUUGACCCACUCUCCUGCCAGGACAUGACACCAUUCCAAGCUCUCUAUGUGCUGACCACCACAGCGGUCCUCAUCCUAAUGGUCACUUCAUUCCUGGUGCGCUUCCACGGAUGGAGGAUCCAGUUCUACUGGAACGUACUGAUAAACCGUACUCUAGGAUUCAGCGACACCAAUUCCAGAGAAGGAAGAGCAUUCGAGUACGACGCUUACGUCGUUCAUGCUGCAGAUGAUACUAACUGGGUGGAAAGGAGUUUGCUCCCCCUGGAGGACAAUCAGGGAUAUUCAUUUUAUCUGCAGGAGAGAGAUGCAGUACCCGGUAACGCACAUCUGGACUCUAUUGCAGAGAACAUGAAGAAGUCCAGGAAAAUCAUACUUGUGGUCACUGAAAAACUUCUUAAUGACCCCUUUUGUAGACAUUUCACGGCCCAUCAAGCCCGGCACCAGGUUAUUGAGGACAGCCGGGACGCUGUGGUGCUGGUGUUCUUGGAGGAUGUGCACGACUACAGGCUAUUCCGUCACCUGCGCCUGCGCAGGGACAUGUUGCGUCAGCGCUGCGUCGUCAGCUGGCCUGUGCAGAGGGAGAGGGUACCAGCCUUCCACCAGAGUCUGUGCAUCGCCCUCGGCACCACCAGCAGAGUUCAGUAGCUUUCUGAUUUUGAAUCACCACGGGUGGGCUGGUGAACAGACGCUGCCGGUCCAGUUUAAUGUGCUGUCUUAUUCCAUUUGGA
This is a messenger RNA of Esox lucius (northern pike), 3047 nucleotides long. RefSeq names its product toll-like receptor 3 (gene tlr3). The record is from RefSeq and is a predicted model, not a curated record. Gene Ontology annotation, molecular function: transmembrane signaling receptor activity; protein binding. Gene Ontology annotation, biological process: toll-like receptor signaling pathway; immune response. The transcript has 5 exons. NCBI's taxonomy places the organism in Eukaryota, Metazoa, Chordata, Actinopteri, Esociformes, Esocidae. Gene Ontology annotation, cellular component: membrane. Bases 229 to 2964 code for a protein of 911 amino acids.